UGCUGGUCUUCUGUGUUUUUUCCAUGCUUGACUUUCUUCAUCUACAUGCACACCACAAUGGAAAAUGUGGCAAGUGUGGUCUUGUGAUAACAUGAAUAUACACGGCUGGAGGAUCCGGAGUUAAACCAUAAAGAAGAGAAGAGGCCAGUGUGUGUUGAACAGUUUCUCUGACAACCACUGACCACUCCAGUCACAUCAACAUCAACAGCACAAAUUUGUAAGUGUUAUAAGUUACGUAUUUGAAUUGUAUUCAACUGUUCUGACAGACUUUUAGCUCAUUUCUUGUCUGUGGAACCGCCUAGAAUUCUUGUGUAAGUGGAUAAAAUGCCAAACAAGGCACAAGAGGAUGCGGUGAUCAAUAUGAAAUCUGUGCAGGAGAUUGCUAAGCAGUUAGGGUUUGAGUGGACCGUUCUAGCAUUUGAACUUGGAUUCACCAGAAAUGAAGUCAGACAGUUUCAUGCCACAUCUAAAGAAAAGAGAGUUCAGGCUCAGCGAAUGCUCGAAUCAUGGUAUGAGCGUUCCUGGGACAAACCGAACAAAACCAAGCUUCUGCAGGACGGUCUUGAGCGGGCGGGCCGUCGUGAUCUGGCUGAGAGACUGCGCUGCCUGCAUUGGGGUCACCAGAAGCUCAGCCGCAGAGUCGAACUGCCCUCUGCCUUCCCCUUCAUCAUUACCGUCCACAAGACCAUAGACAACAAGGAUGCCUUGAGCAGGAUUAAUGUGCUUAAUCGCAGUUAUAACUAAGAACAUUUGCCAAAGAAAAUAAUGUGAGCUAAAAGUUUGAAACCACUAGUGAAAAUGCUUGUUGUAAAUUUAUAUUCUAAUAUUUGUGAAAGAUCUGCUGUGAAAAGAACUGUGCUUAAUUGUGUUGACUAUACACUUGUAGUUUACUUCAAAUCUUAAAAAUAUGUUUUUCAUAUUUUAGCUGAUUGCAUUUUCACUAUUGCAAGUAUUUUAUUUCCACAAUAUUGUUCAAUCAGUAUGUUACUUUUAUCCAGCAUGAUUUGAGAUGAGAAUGAUCCAAAUUUUUAAUGUGACCUUAGACUUUUGGACCCCAGUGUACACAGUAGUAUAUUAUUUUUUCCUCUCGACACACUUCUCAUGAAUCCAUUCUUCUGUUACCACUCUGUUAUUACACUAAUCAAAUUUAUGUCACUGUUCUAUCAUUCAAUCAAACUGUCAUGCAAUACAUUUAUAUUUGAAUAUUGUGUAUA
Molecule: messenger RNA, 1214 nt
Organism: Labeo rohita (rohu)
Lineage: Eukaryota; Metazoa; Chordata; Actinopteri; Cypriniformes; Cyprinidae
Exons: 5
Coding region: 325-744 (139 amino acids)
Biological process (GO): signal transduction
Molecular function (GO): protein binding
Source: RefSeq, a predicted model, not a curated record